Carassius gibelio (silver crucian carp) is the source of this 9485-nucleotide messenger RNA. RefSeq names its product solute carrier family 12 member 5-like. The transcript has 26 exons. The record is from RefSeq and is a predicted model, not a curated record. Gene Ontology annotation, cellular component: membrane. Gene Ontology annotation, biological process: cell volume homeostasis; chloride transmembrane transport; potassium ion homeostasis. The coding region runs from base 280 to 3630 and encodes 1116 amino acids. NCBI's taxonomy places the organism in Eukaryota, Metazoa, Chordata, Actinopteri, Cypriniformes, Cyprinidae. Gene Ontology annotation, molecular function: potassium:chloride symporter activity.
AGAGAAAAAAUGUGCUCUUAAGCAUUCCAUCAUUUACAUCCCUGCAGCCUCUCUCUGUCCCACCAACCCCUCCUCCUAAAGAGAGAGAGUCAAUACGCAGAGAGGAUUCCAGUCUGCCGGAGCACAGCACUGCUCACUUUCUUGAGAGGAGAGAGGCAGAGAACCACAAGCCUUCUCCUUCUCCUCCUCUUCUGUCCGUGUGAGGCUGGUACACGCCUUGGCUGGUGGACACAGCAGCAGUGUUAGCAUUAGCAGGGAAUCUGUGCUCGAGCUUCCAAAAUGCUCAACAACCUCACCGAAUGUGAAGAGGGUGAUGGGGGACCCAACAGUCAGGGAGAUGCAACAUCCAAGGAGAGCAGCCCCUUUAUCAACAGCAGCACCAGUGACGUGGAGAAAAGCCAGCAGUAUGAUGGGAAACACAUGGCCCUGUUUGAGGAGGAGAUGGACACCAGUCCCAUGGUAUCUUCUCUGCUGAGCAGCCUCGCCAACUACUCCAACCUGACGCAGGGCAGUAAAGAGCAUGAGGAGGCAGAAAACAAUGAGGAGGCGCGCAAGAAGACCGUGCAGGCUCCGCGUAUGGGCACCGUCAUGGGCGUUUACCUGCCGUGUAUGCAGAACAUCCUGGGGGUGAUCCUGUUCCUCAGGAUGACCUGGUUGGUGGGUGCUGGAGGUGUCCUGGGAACCUUCAUCAUCGUCUUCAUGUGCUGCUCCACGACUAUGCUGACUGCUAUCUCAAUGAGUGCUAUUGCCACCAAUGGAGUUGUGCCAGCUGGAGGUUCAUACUACAUGAUCUCUCGUUCACUGGGGCCGGAGUUUGGCGGGGCUGUUGGGAUAUGUUUCUAUCUGGGCACCACUUUUGCAGGAGCCAUGUACAUCCUGGGCUGCAUCGAAAUCCUGCUGAUCUAUAUCGUGCCAGCAGCUGCCGUUUUCAAGAUGGAGGGUCUGGAGGGAGCAGAGGCCGAGGCAGCGCUGCUGAAUAACAUGCGUGUGUAUGGGACCAUCGUGCUCUCCUUCAUGGCUAUAGUUGUCUUUGUCGGUGUGAAGUAUGUCAACAAGCUGGCCCUUGUGUUCCUCGCCUGCGUCAUUCUCUCCAUUCUCGCUGUCUACGCUGGGGUCAUCAAGACUUCUUUUGACCCACCUUUCUUUCCGGUGUGUUUGCUCGGGAACCGAACCCUUGUGUCAAAGGGAAUUGACAUUUGUGCCAAGACCAUAGAGCAGGGCAAUGCCACGGUCACCACCAAGCUUUGGAGAGCCUUCUGUGACUCUGAGUUCCUGAACGCCACCUGCGAUGAGUACUUCACCAACAACAACGUCACGCAGAUCCAGGGAAUCCCUGGAGUCACCAGUGGCAUCCUGGCAGAAAACCUCUUCAGCACCUUUAUGGAGAAAAAUACAAUCCUAGAGAAGCGAGGUGUGCCAGCUGUGCUCGACCCUGAAGCCCCAGUAACUAACUCCAACCGAUACGUCCUGGCUGAUAUCACCAGCUUCUUCACCCUGCUGGUUGGCAUCUACUUCCCCUCCGUCACAGGUAUCAUGGCUGGUUCCAACCGUUCUGGUGACCUGCAGGACGCUCAGAAAUCCAUCCCUGUUGGUACCAUCCUGGCCAUCACAACCACCUCCUUCAUCUACAUGUCUAGUGUGAUUCUGUUCGGAGCCUGUGUGGACGGAGUCGUUUUGAGGGACAAAUUUGGGGAAGGUGUCAACGGUAACUUGGUUAUUGGCACCCUGGCAUGGCCCUCACCCUGGGUCAUUGUGUUUGGCUCGUUCUUCUCCACCUGUGGGGCAGGGCUUCAGAGUUUAACAGGAGCGCCCCGUCUCCUGCAGGCCAUCGCCCGAGACAGCAUCAUUCCUUUCCUCAGGGUGUUUGGUCAUGGCAAAGCUAACGGUGAACCUACAUGGGCUCUUCUCCUGACGGCCUGCAUCUGUGAGAUUGGCAUUCUCAUCGCCUCCCUGGAUGCAGUCGCACCCAUUCUCUCCAUGUUCUUCCUCAUGUGCUACAUGUUUGUAAACCUGGCGUGUGCGCUGCAGACGCUCCUCAGGACCCCGAACUGGAGACCACGCUUUAAGUUCUACCACUGGGCUUUGUCACUCUUGGGCAUGAGUUUGUGUCUCACUCUGAUGUUCCUCUGCUCCUGGUACUACGCCAUUGUUGCCAUGGUAAUCGCCAGCUGCAUCUACAAAUACAUCGAAUUCUGCGGGGCAGAGAAGGAGUGGGGUGAUGGGAUUCGUGGGAUUUCUCUGAGUGCCGCCCGCUAUGCUCUGAUGAGGCUGGAGGAAGGUCCUCCUCACACUAAAAACUGGAGGCCCCAGAUUCUGGUGCUUAUGGGUUUGGAUGGUGAGCAGAGCGUAGAGCAGCCUCGACUGCUGUCUCUGACCAGUCAGCUGAAGGCAGGCAAAGGCUUGACCAUCGUGGGAGCGUGUGUGGAGGGCACCUACUUAAACAACCAGCCACAGGCACAGACAGCAGAUCAAUCGCUCCGGAAGCUGAUGGAGGUUGAGAAGGUGAAGGGAUUCAGUCAGGUAGUGAUCUCUUCUAACCUACGGGACGCUACCUCACACCUGAUCCAGGCCGGAGGUCUCGGUGGUCUCCGUCACAAUACGGUUCUGGUCAGCUUCCCUAAGAACUGGAGACAGGCUGAGGAGCGCCACCGCUGUAGGAACUUCAUUGAGGUUGUUAGGGAGACCACUGCAGCUCACCUGGCCCUGCUGGUGACCAAGAACAUCUCUGCAUAUCCAUCAAACGGAGAGCGUUUCACUGAGGGCCACAUCGACGUGUGGUGGAUUGUCCAUGACGGAGGCUUGCUCAUGCUCCUUCCCUUCCUCCUGCGCCAGCACAAGGUCUGGAGGAAGUGCAAGAUCCGUAUCUUCACUGUGGCUCAGAUGGACGACAACAGCAUUCAGAUGAAGAAAGACCUGAUGACGUUCCUCUAUCAUCUGCGAUUUGAUGCUGAGGUGGAGGUAGUUGAAAUGCACGACAGUGACAUCUCGGCCUACACCUAUGAAAAGACCCUGGUGAUGGAGCAGCGGUCGCAGAUCCUCAAGGAGAUGCAUCUGACCAAGAACGAGCGUGAGAGAGAGAUUCAGAGCAUCACAGACGUGUCCCGUGGCUCAAUACGGCGAAAGAACCCUUCAAACCUGCACCCCCAGAGGAGCAUCGCAGAGGAGUCGGUGGGAGGAAGCGAAGAGAAACCUGAGGAGGAGGUUCAGCUCAUUCAGGGCAAAAAUGCCACCCCCACCCCCACUAGCCCCACCUCCCCAAUUGCUCCCACACCAGCAGCCGUGAGCCCCGGAGAGGAGGUGCAGAUGACCUGGACGGACGAUGUAGAGAAGCCCAAUAACCCAGCUGUGGCCAACCCUGAAAGCAUGAAGGAUAUGUUCAACAUGAAACCGGAAUGGGAGAACCUGAAUCAGUCCAAUGUCAGACGCAUGCACCACGCGCAGGAACUCAAUGGGGUCAUUGUAAAGAAGUCAAAAGAAGCUAAACUAGUCCUGCUGAACAUGCCGGGACCACCUAAGAACCGCAAUGGAGAAGAGAACUACAUGGAGUUCCUCGAGGUUUUGACUGAGGGUCUCAACAGGGUCCUCCUCGUGCGUGGAGGUGGACGUGAGGUCAUCACCAUCUACUCUUGAGGGGCUCAGCUCAACCACCAAAUAUUCCUCACCCCUCGUCCCUCACUGCAUAGACGGAACGUCCCAGUAACCCCGACCUACACCAUGAGCAAUAACGCCCCAGCACAUGACUUUGCACUACAUAGUCUAAAAAGACACCAGCUUAGUAGAUGUCACUUAUUCCACAUGAUUACGUUUAAUCCCUCUCUAUCUUCCUUCUAUUGGUUCAAUUCUCACCUCAGAAACUCAACAGUGUACGUCUCACACAGAUCAGUAAACGACUGAGUUAGUCUUUAUUACUAGAUUCUGACUAAUUUCCAAAAGCCGGUGGCACCUGACCAAAUACUCUGAUCCAUCUACCCUUUAUUUAAUAUUAUAUACUGUAUCAUAACAAAACACUUUUAAGGGACGGUGACACUAGAUUUUUAGCAUGCAAAACAACUUUAUUUUUAAUGGGCACUUCAAAACAGUCAAUAUUAAAUGUUAAAAUGUGGCAUUUAUUCAUUUGUUUAGUGACCAUUGAAAACCAUCCAGCUUUUUUAAAGUUAGUUUUUUAUCUAACCUUGCAUUUCGCCGCCUUUCAAAAGUUUGGGGUCAGUAAGAUUUUAAAAUGUUUUUGAAGUACGUCUUUUAUGCUCAACAAGGCUGCGUUCAUUAGAUUAAAAAACACAGUAGUAUUGCUAUUUAAAAUUACAGUUUUCUGCUUUCAUAUAUUUUAAAAAGUAAUUUAUUCCUGUGAUCAAAGCUGAAUUUUCAGCAUCAUUACUCCAGUCUUCAAUGUCAUAUGAUCCUUCAGAAAUCAUGCUAAUAUGUUGAUCUGCUGCUCAAGAAACAUUUCUUAUUAUUAUCAGUGUUGAAAACUGUUGUACUGCUUAAUAUUUUUUUGUGGAAAUCGUGAUUUAUUUAUUUUUUCAGGAUAAAAACAACUGAAUAUAAAGUUGAAAAAGCAUUAAGUAUAUUUAGUUUAUUUAUUUCAAAUAAAAUUAAUUUAUUUUUAUUUUGUGUAACUAUUUAAAAGUCACUUUUGACGAUUAUAAUGUGUCCUUGCUUAAAAAAAAAAAAGAGAGAGAGAAAAAUCUUACCAAUCCCAAAGCUUUGAAUGAUGAUGAAAAAUCCCCAAACUCAGAGAUUCCUCCAUGUUUAAACAUCAGAAUGAUAUUCAAAUCCACUUCUGGUCAAACAUUUUAUAGCUAUUUGAAUAGGCAGCUCAAAGUCUGCCAAAUUGUCAGUAUGCAGCAAGCAUUGUCUGCAUUCUUCCUGUUUGUUUGCAUAAGAAUGGAAGCAAAUGAAAUCUAGUGUGACCUUCCCUUUAUGCUUUAUAUUUUGUUGCUAUACUGUCUCUCUAUUGUUUCAUUAUUUGUCACAGGGUAAAUUAGAGUGGAAUCUUUCUUUGCUGAAAACAAGUCUUCCAGUGUACCACGAAAAUGUCCGAAGUGUGUUUUUACACCAAGGACAGAACUGACCAGGGUUUAAUGUGAGCCAGGUGUAAGCACUUCUGGAUCAAUGACUAUCAGCUUUGCCCUCAACCAUCUGCAUGUCCUCUGACUACAUCAGCCUUUUACGAGUCGUGAACACAGUACAAUAUGAGAUGGCUGGACCGUGUGUGUGUGUGUGUGUGUGUGUGUGUGCGUGUGAAGGGGGUUGAAGGCUGUGUUCCUUUCACAAAUAUGUUCACUUAAAAUAUCAUCAGCAGACAUGAAUUAUAUUGCUCAAUCACAAACGUGUACAUACUGUGAAGAGUCUGAACAGAACUGCUGUAUAACUGAAAACCCAUAAACAGUUCAAAUAUUCCAUCAAGAUAUAAUCCUGAAUAAUCUCAUUUAAUAGUAGAAUCACAUAUAUAUCAAGACAAUGUAAAUAGAAAAGAAUUGGUAUUUAUAUUUCAAAUAUUUAUUUACAGAGAAAUUAUUUAUUCAUCCAGCAAUUUCUGAUUGAUUGUAAACAUGGAAAAACAUGGUAUUUACAUCUCUUGCCAAAUCCCUAAAUAUAAACCGUGCCAUAUAUGAUGAAAAAAAAAAAGUGAACAAAUAAAACAUUUUCCUAGAAGAAACAGACAGUGCUGGGUCACAACAUUCAAACAUAUCAUGCGUCUGAUAUUGCCAGUUACUUUGUAAAGCAGAUGCUGUUUUAUUCUAACAAAACCAUCCUUUUUCACCAAAUCAGAUUUGUGAACAAAAGCAUAUUUUAACUGCAUAGUAUUUUAGAAUCAUAUCUAAUGUUUGUCAUAAAUGUCUGAAAUUUUCGUUUAUUUUUUACAUUUGUAAAGACGACACGACACAAGCUAUAUUUAAGCAGCAUCUGUGAGCGACUGAUGCCGACUGUUCGACUCGCAAGCACGAAAAUAUUAAUUAGUUCAUGUGUGGUAGAAAUAGAAGAUAUUAAAACAUUUAUCUAAAGAACUAGUUUAUUUAUUUAUUUUGUAAAAUUGCAAAGGAAUAUAUUAAAUGACUUAAUAGACUAGUAAAAUAUCGUCUUGUGUAACUGUGAAAUUAAAAAAAGGAAAUACCUAACUAUGUGUUUUAAAAUUUUAAAUCAAAUUGUGCUGAGUUUGCUGCUACCGUCAUCAAAAUGUAAAUAUAUUGCACUCCCCCAAAACAUAAGACUGAAAACAAAAGAAAAAAAAUGCUAUAUUUAUAGAUUUUAUGCAUUAAAAUUGAAAGUGUGUUACAUUCAGACCCCCAUAAAUUAGGUCAUUUUUCAGGCAAUGUUUUACAGGCUUUCGAGUAUUAUUACUCAGAGACAGGAAGUACUUUACUGGCAAAACCUCUCAGAUAGUUUGUCAAAACGCUACCAUUAGUCUGUCCUAAUACUCAAGCAUACGUCAUUUUACCUCUUACAUUAUCACAUCCACACUUGUAGUAGAAAGCUAGUGUGUAAAGUUAAUAGAAGUGAUAUUUAACUAAAUUGUUUGCGGAAAAAAAAUAAAAUGAUUCGCUAAGUACAUUUUCUUUAUCAGCAUUCUAGUUAUGCUCAGAAUCAAGUGAUCUUUUUUAAUCCGAAACAGGAAAUGCAAAGUGCUACCUAUCAUAAUUCUUCCAAGUUUAUUGCCUUUGAUUCUAGCUAAAAUUACAAUCUUAUCUGAAGGAACUUUUGCAUUGCUGUACGUCUGAAUUUUCAACACAAAAGACGAGUUUGGCUUGUUUGGAGUCCUAUGCAAUUACAGUUUAGUAAGUUCUUUGAGGGUCUAAAACUACUUUCUACUGAAUUGUUUAUAGUGGUACUAUUGAGUAUUAUAGAUAGAAAUCAGAGCUUCCGUAUCUGCCAGGGUGACUUGCAGUUUGAUGAGAACUUUCCACAUUAUUUAAAGUCAUGCAAAGGGAAACAUGCUGGGACAGUGUCACGAUUAAGCCAUAUUGGCUGCGUGCUGUUGGAUACAGAGGUUUCACUCUGCGGAUGAUAAUGGAGAUGUCCCGUUCAUCAUGAAGUACAGUAUAGUAUAUCUGAAUUGAAUUCACAUUGAUGCAAAGGGCUUUUUGAUAUCCUUUUUAUCAGAUUCGUCUUAUCCUUCCCCAAAGCUUAAGGCAUAAAGAAGUUUCAUAAACCUUGUGUUGUAUAGCAUGUCGUUCCUUAUCUUCCCUUGAAAGGGGCAGUAAACUCGAAAGUCACCCCAAAUUGGCCAAAGCAUAACUAGAAAAAAGCACUGUGAAAAUUCAGAGUUGGUUUCUUUCCCACAUAUCUAAAUUCAGUCACUUUUAAUCUUUAUUUCACGUCCUUGCUAUGGAGCACUGCUGUAGGAAACCUGAAGUAAACAUCUUUAGAUUGCAUCGAGAUUCAUCGUGAUGCUUUUUAUGCAAUGCUGACUUGUAACUAUCCUGCAACAGUGGUACUAGUCGACCAACAGGGCUUCUAAAAUAACCAGCGAGCUGAAUUUGAAAUGGCAGGUGUUUCAGAAGGUGCUAAUGGUAUUUGUUAGUGACUGCUGAAGCGGCGUGUAUGGAAACGUUCAAGCGCAAUAUUGAGAUCGCUGACUUGUGUGGAAUGAGCUAUUUAGCCAGACUUGAAGUUAAUCGAUGGAAUAGGAGUUGCCACAGUUGAUUUAUCAUCUUGUAUUGAGAUAUACACUUUAAGAAAUAAAGGUCCUGUAUUUGGAUCAGUGGGUCUGUGAAGAACCUUUAAAGGAAUAGUUUGCCCCAAAAUUUGAUGACAAUUUACUCUCAGGCCAUCCAAGUUCUCGAUCAGUUUGUUUCUUCUUCGGAACAGAUUUGGCAAUAUUUAGCAUUGCAUCACUUGCUCACCAAUGGAGUGAAUGGGUGCCGUCAAAAUGAGUGUCCAAAAAGCUGAUAAAGACAUCACAGUAAUCCACACCACUCCAGUUCAUCAGUAACAUCUUCUGAAAUCAAAAGCUGUGUGUUUGUAAGAAACAAAUCCAUCAUUAAGAGGUUUUAACUUUAAACUGUCACUUCUGGCCAAAAUGUCAGUAUUGUUAUCAAAAUCCUCUGAUAUAUUUGUUUACAAUUGUGUCGGUCUGUUUUUGCUUGUAAACUGUGCUUGAUCUGUGCAUAUUUCUCUCCUAAUUCCGUCUAGAUGACUUAUGUAAUUUUACAGAUAAAGGUCUCAUACUUUAGUCUCAAGAUCUCAAACAACAGUUUAAAGUUGAAAACACACAAUGGAUUAUUGUGAUGCUUUUAUCAGUUGUUAAAAGCUCUUAAAAGCAGUUGUUGAACUCUCAUUCUGAUGGCACCCAUUCACUCCAGAGGAUCCAUUGGUGAGCAAGUGAUCGCUAUAGAUCACUAUAGAUAUAAGAAUUAAAAAACUUCUUGUGUAAGAUUGUUUCUUGCACAAUAAAUUUUUACAAACAAAAUACAACAUUUCACAAUAGACAGAAUAAAUAAAGUAGAAUAAAAAAAAUAUCAAAUAAAAAAAAUUAUAUUUAUUAACCAUUUAUGGAUUUAAUGCUACAUUUCUCCAAUUCUGUUUUGAUGAAGAAACCAACUCAUCCCCAUCUUCUUGGAUGGCCUGAGGGUGAGUUAAUAUUUAGCAAAUUGUCCUUUUUGAGUAAGCUAUUCCUUCAGCAUCCAUUCUAGAAAAAGGUUCUUCAGAUUAUUAAAUAUUUUUCACACUAAGCUCUUUUAAGAACUGUUCAAAGAAAGGAACCCAAAAUUAAAUUGCUACAAAACCCCACUUUUGGGAUCUUUAUUUUUAAGAGUGAACAGACAGAAGAGGCUUCAGCAGUCACUUUAGAUUGGCGAGAGAAAUGAAUCAUCAUUCAUCAUCGUUCAGUGCUCCUGUUUCAGCAUGUUGGUGUUUUAACGGAUUCACACGGCCUCACCUCAAUCAUCGUUUCAGAUUUGAAGCAUUUAUUCUGAUUUUCUAAUGGCAACGUACAUCUUCUGAAACAGCAGUGUGCAGGAGCGUUUCUACACAGCCAACAUUUCUACUUUCUCCAUAGGAGGGCAGUUUGACACGUUUUGUAUGGUAGUCUGUGUUGAUCCAAAGACAGUGAUUUGAUUCGUGAUGUGUUUUGUUUUCUGCUUCAGUAUUUUACAAGCAGUCAUAAUGGUGUGUUUGUGAGUGUGAUUGUAACGGGGAAAGAGGUGGUGUGUCUGUUUCUUUAUGUAUAUGACUGUGUGACAUAUCACUCUGAUGGAAAAAAGAGAGGUUUAACUGUGGCAGUUACUUUUGUAAAUAUAUGACACAUUAUAGUUAUCUUAGCCUAGCUGUUUAAUUUGUGUGUCCAUGCAAGUUUAAUAUUUUAAAAAUAAAUAUAAAAUUGUGUCUCAGUUGUGUUAUAUGAAAAUGUAUUUAAACUAGAUAUCUUAAAUUGUUGUUUUAUCUUGUCAAAAGCUUCUAUGUUCUAUCAAUAAUGGUUUCUCUGGACCAUUUUAUAGAUUUGUCUGCACAAAAUGCAAUAAAGUUCAAGUUAUUUAUUACAAUUA